Paramisgurnus dabryanus is the source of this 1545-nucleotide messenger RNA. RefSeq names its product tRNA methyltransferase 12 homolog (gene tyw2). The record is from RefSeq and is a predicted model, not a curated record. Gene Ontology annotation, biological process: tRNA methylation; wybutosine biosynthetic process. NCBI's taxonomy places the organism in Eukaryota, Metazoa, Chordata, Actinopteri, Cypriniformes, Cobitidae. Gene Ontology annotation, molecular function: tRNA methyltransferase activity. Gene Ontology annotation, cellular component: cytoplasm.
GGUGACAGUCCGACCAGGAACAAGGAUGAACAUGAUCGGUUCCCUCUCGCUCGAAGGCAAAUGUGUUUUAUUGAUCUCCAGUAGGCUAUAUGUCCCGUGUUAAACAUUAAUACUUGUCUUACAGUGUUUGAUGUAACCUAAUGUCUGGGUCAAGAAAAUAUUGACUUUCUCACGCUACCAAAAAAUGGUUGUAAUUCCGUGUUUAAAAGUGCCGCAGCGCCAUGCACAACUGUACAGGAAAUACUUACUGUUAAAAGGUUUUCUGGAUCGUAAAUAUUGUCCUCAAAAACACCCCGACGGGACUGUAAGCUUUCCUGUGAUAGCAUCCGUUCUGCCACAGCUGGAUCUGGUGGCUAUAAAGGAAUAUGUCGCAGAGGACAGCAUUUGUGAAAUUGUUAAUAUUCAGGCUCCCCCAUUUUCAAAGAAGGGUAAAGUUAAGUCUUUCAAUGAGAGACUCGUGGAGUCUGCACAGGCCCUGUUGAUUUCCAAAGGAGAAACGUGGAGUGUGGAUCUAGAGAGAGAUAUCCCAAGUCGCUGGCAGUGUCAUGGAGAUCUUAUCCUGUUUGGUGAAGGAUGCUUCUCCAACACAAUAUGGAAAGAAAUUGGAUUGGAAUUCUGGACGCUGGUUGCCCAGAUCUUGGGAGUGAAACGUCUAGCACAAAUUAAAAAGAUUUCUAAGGAUGGGUUUCGCACACCUAUGGUGGUAAUGCUUUUGGGAGACAGCAGCUAUGUAACACACAUUGAUAACCACAUUAGGUACGAGUUUGAUAUCACCAAAUGUAUGUUCUCUUCUGGGAAUAUAACAGAGAAGCUCCGAAUAGCCUCUUUCUACUGCAGUGGAGAGACUGUGGUUGACUUAUAUGCAGGGAUUGGCUACUUCACUCUUCCAUAUCUGGUACAUGCUAAGGCUUCACAUGUGCAUGCUUGUGAAUGGAACCCAGAUGCAAUAAAGGCUCUUCACAGAAACCUUCAGAUCAAUGGGGUGUCGGACCGCUGCACAGUCCAUCAGGGAGACAACAGACAGCUACCUUUAAGUAAUCUUGCUGAUCGAGUUAAUUUGGGCCUCAUACCAAGUUCAGAGGAGGGUUGGCCUGUGGCAUGCCGCCUGCUAAAGAGAGACACUGGAGGAAUACUGCACAUCCACCAAAACGUCACAGCACCUUUACGCAAUGAAACACCUGAACAUUCAUCUGCUACAGAUGUUGAAGAAACUCCUCUGAGGAUCCAGAGAGAUAUGGAAGUGUGGGCGGCCUGGGCUACAGACACAGCCAGUCGCAUCUGUACUCUCUUGUUAGACAUCACCGGAGGCAAAUGGAAGACUAACAUCAGGCACAUAGAGCAUGUUAAGACAUAUGCACCACAUAUCAGUCAUGUAGUACUGGACUUGGAGUGUAAACCUCUCUAAACACAUCCACGCAUAUGCACUGUAUUCAGAAUUAAUUGUUUUGGGUCAGUUUUACCAUUUGAUGACUGCUGAUUUUUGUAAAGCAAAGCUUGUUUUUAUAAUAAAAUAAUUGAUUGUUUUGUAAUAAAUUAACAAAUCAC